Jatropha curcas is the source of this 1078-nucleotide messenger RNA. RefSeq lists its product as uncharacterized. The record is from RefSeq and is a predicted model, not a curated record. Gene Ontology annotation, cellular component: nucleus. NCBI's taxonomy places the organism in Eukaryota, Viridiplantae, Streptophyta, Magnoliopsida, Malpighiales, Euphorbiaceae.
AAUCAGUUUUACAUUUCAGAAAGGACAUUCUUGUCCCGGUCAUUGAACGACAGGUCGGAUACGGGGGCAGAAUUUGUCUCUACGAUGUCGUUGUGGUGGACUAGGUGACUUCAGUGAAAAUAAAUUAAAUCAUUUGUGGGCCCUGGAGAGUUGGUUCACCGUUCCUCGUCUUUCUCGUCUCUUUGUUUAGUUACCGGGCGAAAUUAGGGUUCCAAAAUCGACCCUGUUUCCUUUAUUUGAUCGAUCAAUUGCCGAAAAAAUUAAGAUAACUUCUUAGGACCAAUGAAGAAUAGGAGCUUAGGAAAGGAUGAGGAAAACAAGACGAAGAUCAACAGCUCAGCAUCUAUCAGCAUGAAGAAGAAGAAGAACAUGAUGAGAUUAGGAGGGCCUGCUCUUUCCCUUGAAGCAUUCGCUAAUGCCAAAUCCACCAGAAACAAGUACAAUCCCGCUCUAAUAAAAAAGCAAAGAGAGUUCUAUAAGAAUGCAAAGUACGUGAGCAAGUUUAAGAAAAAGCUAAGGCAACAAAAUCAGCAGACUGAAACCUCCUCAGUUGUGACAAACCUAGAGGAUAAUAAUGAAACUGGAGAAAGUAGUGAAAUCAUCAAAAAGAAUAAUAACAAGAAAAAAGGUUCAUACAGUUUGAAAAAAUUUAUGAGAUAUGAGAAGCAGCACGAAGAGAAAGAGAAGGCAAGAACUGAGAGGGAGGCAUUUAUUAAAGCAAAGAAUGAAGAAAGGGAAAAGGCCGAAGCACGUAGAAAAGCUGAAAGAGAGAAGAUGUUCAAGAAGACCCGGCAUGGUCAACCAGUCAUGAAGUAUAGAAUUGAGCAUCUCUUGCAAACAAUUCAGGGUUCAAAUUAAAUUUGGUUAGGCCUUCUGAACCGCGCAUGCUUUGUUAAUUUGUGCCUUGGCCCCUAUUAUGAUGCUAGUGUAGCUAACAAAAGCAAUUGAAUGUUAGAGUUUUGAGUGAUUGUGGUGUUAUUGCUCGAAACAUGAUUAUACAAGCUGGGUUGUUGUUGGAAAAUUUUUGAGAGUGAGGAAAAACAAUUUUGAUGUGAUGCUAAAGAUAUUGAUUCUCUUA